AUGGAGCAAAAUCAGAUUAGUUUAAACUCUGUACCUCCUUUUUUGUCUAAGACUUAUAUGAUGGUCAGUGAUCCUACAACUGAUGCUAUUGUUUCAUGGAGUUCUACUAAUAGAAGUUUCGUUGUAUGGAAUCAACCUGAAUUUUCAAAACAUUUGUUGCCCAAUUAUUUUAAGCAUAACAACUUCUCGAGUUUCAUAAGACAGCUCAACAUCUAUGGCUUCAGAAAGAUUGGUCAAGAGCAGUGGGAAUUCUACAACGAAGAUUUUGUAAGAGAUCAACCAGAUCUCCUAAAAAAUAUCCACAGGCGCGGACCAGUGUUUAGCCAUUCUACGCCUAGUGCUCAUAGCCAAGGUGCGGCGGCUUCGGCUUCUGGUGCUGGUGCUGAUGCUGGUGUUGGUGUUGCUGCUCCUCCAUUAACAAAAUCAGAGCGGAGAAACUUUAAAGCUCAAAUAGAAAAACUUAGAAAUGAAAAAGAACAAUUACUUAGAACACGUCAGAGGCAGCAAGAGGAAUGGAAUUGGAAUGAGAUGCGGUUAGAUCACUCAAAGGACCGUAUGCAACAGUUGGAAAUUAAUCACCAAAGUUUGCUCUCUUCCUUCGGUCAAGUGCUGCAGAAAUCCGCAGAAGUUGGCCAGUCUUCUGCCAUCUGCAGAAAGCAAAGUUUUCUGGGAAGUCCCUAUAAUAACUUAGCUUGCAUCGAACUUCGGAGGGAAACAUCGGAAGAGUUAGCUAGCGCAAACGCUGAGAGCGCAUCAGUUCUCGGUAUAAACAUGGAACAAUUGGAUCGGCUGGAGUCAUCAUUUACGUUUUGGGAAAAUCUUGUAAAAGAAGUUUCCGAGACGUCUUAUGAAACUGGUUCAAACUUGGACUUUGAUGAUUCUAUGAAUCGUGCACAUGGUCCAGGAACGUCUCGUGCGCAACUAGAUCUUAAAGUUCCGCCCGAGUCAUCAGGAAACACAAGGAACUCUCUGCCAAAUUCAGCUCUUGUUCCUGAUCCGGAUCCAGUUGAACUUGAGCCAGAUAAUAUCUUUGUUCAUGAUCCUGUUAUACCAGAGGCAGGUGUCAUCGCUGUACCCGAUCCCAUUGCACCUGAACCAACUGUUGCCGUUGUUCCCGACUCUGCUGUACUGAAAGAACAACCUAUUGGAACAAUCCCGGGUACUAAUAUAUAUAAUACACCAUUUUGGGAAAAGUACUUGGUGGAAGAACCUGAUGAGUAUGAAUCAGAAAUUAGCAAAUACUGCUGGAUCUUCAAGAAUCGAAAAAAACCUCAAAAUGAUAAAGCGGAGAAAGCUUAG
Molecule: messenger RNA, 1299 nt
Organism: Lathyrus sativus (Indian pea)
Lineage: Eukaryota; Viridiplantae; Streptophyta; Magnoliopsida; Fabales; Fabaceae
Source: the annotation of a GenBank genome assembly